Molecule: messenger RNA, 4063 nt
Organism: Amoebophrya sp. A120
Lineage: Eukaryota; Dinophyceae; Syndiniales; Amoebophryaceae
Source: the annotation of a GenBank genome assembly
AGGUUGUCGCGAAACCCCCACUAAGUUCCCGUGACUAUAGUGAGGGAGCGACAUUUUGAUUUUCCCUACCCAAGAAACACAUUUUCCGUCCAGUUGGACCAUUUUGGAAAAUAAAACCCCUUCCUUUCGUUCUUUCAUCGCGGCUCAGUACGCUUACAUUUUUUGCUACCUUUUUUCUUGUCUAGCUGAAAAGUCAUGGACGCGAUUUUACCAUUCACGCCGGCAGAUGACUGCACGCCGAUACAAUUGGUGGUGGUCACCUGCAUUUACGGUGGAGUGCUUUUCUCAGCGGCCGGAAUGAUCGGAGAUGGGUACUUUGCUUCUUGGAAUGAUUUGCUUUCGCGAUGAAACAAAAUUGAAAUUGCCGUCCCGAAAAGUAAAGGUUUUCUUGCCUGAUGUAGUUCGUCUUCGUUUUCUGAUGCUCUACUGAAGGUAAAGUAGGGGCUACUUUCGUCGAGACGUAUAAGUAGAUACGGAAAAAAAAUCAUCGUGACUCUGAGCAAGAAUUUGGUUAAUUUUAUCAAAAUAAACAUACAGAUCUGAGCUCCUGCUGCUGGUGCCGGCCUACGCGGACUUGGUCGGUUCGGUGGUUCUCCCCGUGCUGGGCGCCGUUCCUGACGGGAUGAUGGUGCUGUUUUCCGGGUUAGGCCCCCGGCUGGACGCGCAGGAUCAGGUUAGCGUCGGGGUGGGUGCCCUGGCCGGAUCCACCAUUAUGCUGUUGACCAUGGCCUGGUUUUGCGGGGCCUGGGGCGGCCGGGUGUCCAUUGACGCGAACGGGCAGCCCAAGUACACAGCUCCAAAACUCGACCCGCCAGAGUCCUCCUCCAUGAACGGCACGGGGUACAAGGUCGGACCCAAAAUCCGGAAGAACGCCAUCGUAUUGUUUACUGUGUUUUUCUCCUGCGUGUUUUUUGAUGUACUGCCUUCUUCGCGUUCUACUUCUAAAUUGAUUCUAUCUUCUUGCCAAUGCUAGGUGCUGAUAAAUGCGAGUAGAUGAAAGAUUUUCAUUUUUCAGCAGGGUUUAACCCGAAAUAAACGUAUGUUACUAAAUUCAGGUGAUGAUCAUCACCUGCAUUUUGUACGGGUUCGUGCAAAUUCCGGCCCUGAUGGUUCCGUCCGAUGCGGAGCUGGCCGAGGAAGCCAAGGCAAAGGGCAGCACCGUGUUCGAUUUGAAGUCGGACUUCAUCAACAAGGAGGCCAUGAUUGGUCUCGGCGCCUGCGUCGUCUGCUUCUUCGCCUACCUGUACCUGCAAACCAUCAAGGACGAGGACUCGGCGAAAUCCGACGGCGACAAGCUGGCCAACCUGCGCUACGAGUCGAUCAAGAACGGAAAAGUUACCCUCCGCGGCGCCAUGGAGGGCGUGAUCAAGGAGAGUGGCAAGGGCAAGGACGCGAACCUGCUCGAGAUCACGGAGGGGGAGAAGGGCGAGGUGAAGCGCGUGCUGAAGCCCUUUUUCACCUACUACGACGCGGACAGGUCCGGCAGCAUCAACCGCAUCGAAUUCUCCAAACUCAUGUCGGACCUGCGCGAGCCACUAGACACCUAUCAAAUGUAAAAAUGUCUGGGUCUGGAAGAUUGCCGGGUUUGUCAUGCACAUUUCGCAUGACUCCUCAAGUCUGUGAUGCAUGCCCUAGCAUCACAGAUUUUUAGAGGGCUUCCUGAUGCCUAUUCCGCAUGACAAAUGCUCUUUCCGUGCUGCAAAAUUUGGACUCUCUUUGCUGCUCAUGCAAUACAGAUUUUUUUAGAAUCCAAAAUCAGCAUGACCAGUUGGAUUCUUCCAGACCCAGACAUUUUUGCAUUUUAUAACACCGACGCGGAAACGAAUCUGUUUAAGAUGGCGGACGUGGAUAACAGCGGCAUGAUCGAAUUCAACGAGUUCGUCUCGCUCAUGAUCAAAUACUUGAAGGGCGGCUUCGCCGGCACAACCAAGCGCGCCAUGCAGAGCGAGGUAAAGUUUCUGCCGCAUUCAUUUUGCCGCAUUUCAAUUUUUGCUCCUGCGGCACUUUUCUGCAUAGAAGGAAGUUUUUUACUGUUUCAGCUGGAUGGUGGAGGAGGUUCUAUGAUCUCUCUGCGAGGUCGUGGUUUUUAGUAAAAAUCAAUCCGAUUUCUUCUUGGUAGUACCUUCAUAUGAGCAGUCGUUCUUAUCACAACUACUUCCACAGAAAAAAUCGCCUGCACUUUUCUCAUCGCAGGUAGCGAAGGUUGAGCGUGUCCUGACCGCGCAGGCGACGCCACGCGAAGCGGAGGAGGGCGACGAGGAUGACGAGGAGGAGGAGGAAGAGAUGCCCGAGGACCUGCAGGGCCUUACGCCCGAGCAGCAACAGCGGGCGUUGGUGAUGCGGUCGUGCUGGCAGAUGGGCAUAGGGACGGUGCUGGUCUUGGUCUUUUCCGACCCCGCGGUGGAUGUGCUCAACGAAAUCGGAAAGCGCACGGGCAUCCCAGCCUUCUACGUUUCCUUCGUGCUCGCUCCCUUCGCCUCCAACGCCAGUGAGUUGGUCGCCACCUACAAAUACGGCUCCAAAAAUAUUCUGAGGAAAAAUCCCCCCUCCCCAUAUCGAAAAGGUAUGUUUCCGAAAAUCUGCGUUGCUGAUUUGAGGUGACAAAUCACGUCUGUCUUGCAAGAAGACAAGCGCAGAGGCUUCCGCACCAUUAUGGAAGCGAUUUGGCAUGCUGUUGCGCCUAGGGGACACCCGUUUGCAGUGCUAAGCAACUAGACCCAUACGCCCCUACCUAGGCCGAGGAUCUGGCUGCGAUGCCUUACUGCAAGACAAAUCCGAUUUGUGGACCCAAAUCCUGCAUCACAGACUUCCCAUUUGAUAUGGGGCGAGGGGAUUUUUCCUUUUGAUAAAAAAGACAGUGUCGAGCAUGACCAUCUCCCUCUCGACCCUGCUCGGCGCGGCAUGUAAAAUUUUGUUUCAUACUUUGGAAUUUUUAUUUGUUGAUGUCUGUUUUUGUUUGUCAUUGACAUUGUCUUUGUCAUGUUUUAUGUGUGUGCUUUGAUUUUCAGCGGGACCGGGAGAAAUGAAGCGAAAUUUCUCUAUACAACGAUGAUCUAUCAGGUAUGAACAACACUUUCUGUCUGGCGAUUUUCUACGCUCUUGUGUGGCUGCAGCGGCUUUGCUGGACUUUCACUGCGGAGGUGGCCGUGAUUGUGCUGGUCCAAAUCCUGGUGGGCAUCAUCGCAAUGAAGUCCGUCAUGCGACUGCGGGACGCCUACAUCAUUCUGUCGCUGUACCCACUCAGUCUGGUGUUCGUGUGGGUCUGCAACAACAUCUUCAACAUUCCGUAAGCGGGAGGAGCAAGUUGAAGUAAAUUUUUCAUCACCGCGCGACUUUUUUUGAUCUACGACCACCCGACACAGCCGUUGGCGCUUCCACUUCGAGCAGAGACAAGACACGGAUGGUUAUCAGUCAUUUUUUUCCACUCUUAGAGUAAGAGAAAACACGAGAUGGUGCAGCUUUGAGAAUACAGGUAUCUAUGUUCUCUGGUCUCGUGGUCCUGCGGAUUGCAAUACUUCAUCGCUAAGGUGGAAGUAGGCUGAAGUCGAAGUUAGUAGGAGAACCCCCGCCCAAGAACGUCCCGUCGCGCGUUUUUUCAUAAAGCCACAAGUAUCACCCUAAAUGAGUACACUACGUUCGUCAACACGCAUCACGUGGCUACUUUUUUUAUCUCCAAAGAAGCUCGUGCUCGUCUUUUUACCUUAUUGCGCUCCUACGUUCACUAAACUUUACGCAUUGAUUACGCAUAGAAAAAUUAUGUCGCUAUAUAUGCUAAUACUCAGCGCUACAAAAUAUCAAUAUCGCGGAGUUUCCGGGCCAUUUAUCCGGUUCUGGGCGACGCGAAAACGGAAUGCAAAUGUGAAUAUUAUACUUAAUCCGUAGAAAAUAACAAAAGCGCAAAAAUAAAUUUUGGUGCAGUUCCAAAUAGUAGUCUGGAGCUGUGAAAAGAAUAAAAGAAACAAAGCGGAGCUUUUGCGCAUGUACUGGAUAUCGGGCUCGGUGGCCGUGGACCUGUUUGUUCGCUGAAAAACAUCGCACGCGUAGGUCGCUGUUUUAGCUUCAG